This is a messenger RNA of Aspergillus calidoustus, 1815 nucleotides long. The record is from the annotation of a GenBank genome assembly. NCBI's taxonomy places the organism in Eukaryota, Fungi, Ascomycota, Eurotiomycetes, Eurotiales, Aspergillaceae.
AUGACGUUCAACAUCACGAUUGAUCCGAACUCGGACGACUCCUCUUACUCCGACGAGGAGGACUCCUCUGGAGUGCAAGUCUCGCCGCCUUCUGGAUCGGAAGGCCAUGGGCAUUAUGAGCUAUAUGAUGAAUGGACAAAUCUACCUUAUCCUGAUGAACUGAAGCCGUCUGACUCAGCCUCUCGAAACCGAAUAUCGUAUCGCGCCCGGACUCGCAACCCCGUCCAUCCCCCAUCCACGUCUACAAGCCGCCGUCGCUCAAGCCGCCAUCACUCGGGGAGGCGUCAAAUCGAGUCCUCUCGCCGCUCUCGCCGCAAUCCCUCACCCGAAUCACCCGAGAGUAUGGAUUCAGCAGACGAGUUUGGGGACGUCUAUCGUCAUAGGUCUCAAGAGCGGUAUUGGCCGUCAGUCGCCCACAAUCCGGGCUACGCCCACAGCCCUUCACCAGGACCCUCAUAUGUUUAUCCGCAUGACCAAUUGGUCAGAGUAGGUCCUCACAGUCAGGUCGGCCCGCCGAACCCUUACGGCCACCCACUUUACGGGUACAAUCAACAAUUGCAACAACAACAACAACAACCCCACCCUCAGUACUACCAAGAUCAUCUUGGACAUCCGGUUCCUGGGGGUGCCCAUAGGCCUGACGGACACAACCACCCGCCACAGCAUCAUCCCUUUCCCGCCCCCGGGCCUUCUCAUACUGCCUUGCCAUUUGGUGGGCCCCAAAUGAACCCGCACGAACUUGUCCCUUACGGCUCGCAGCCAUACUAUCCGUUUCGGGAGCCGUACGGAAUGGUUUCAGCGGGGAUGAUGUCGCCUUAUUUCGCCCCUUAUCCACGCCCACCGUCUCCUCCAAGCCAAGUUGAAUCAGCUGGAGCACCGGCCUCACCAGAUCCUGCUCCGGCACCUGCACCCGCGCCCGCGCCCGCGCCCCCACCUGCAGAUCCUGCCAAGGAUGAAGCAAUUGCAAGACUUGAAAAGCUGAUCUUGGAGGAAAGAACCGAACGUGAGGCUCGUGAGGCUCGCGAAGCUGCGCGUGAAGCUGCGCUACAAGCAGAGGCUGCUGCUGCUGCCGCCAAAAAAGAGCGCGCUGCCCAUGAGAAGAAAAUCGUCGAGGAAGCAGCCGCCAAAGCCAAGGAGGAGGCGGAGAAAAAGGCUGCUGAUGAAGCUGCCGCAGCGAAGAAGGAGGCGGAAGAAGCCGCGGCGAAAGCUGCCGAAGAGGCAGCAAAGGCUGCUGAAGCCGCCGCAGCGGAAGCUACCGAGAAAGCCAAGGCAGAUGUCGAGGAAAAGAUCGCAGCAGCUGUAGCGGCCACCAAGCCUCCAGACAAAAAGAAGCCUAUCAAAUUCAAGGACGCUCUUGGUAGAAAGUUCAGUUUUCCUUUUGAUUUAUGCUGUACCUGGAAGGGAAUGGAGGAGCUUAUCAAGCAAGCCUUUCUUCAUAUCGAGGUCAUCGGACCGCAUGUUGCCGAAGGACACUAUGACCUAAUUGGCCCUAAUGGGGAUAUCAUACUUCCUCAAGUCUGGGAGACUGUCCUUGAGCCCGAUUGGAACAUUACGAUGCACAUGUGGCCGAUUCCAGAAAAACCAAAGGAUGAAGCUGCUCCGGCUGCGGCUCCCGAAGCACCUGCUGGCGACGCGGGAGCGCCUCCUGCCGAGCCGCCAAAGAAGCAAAACCCUAAAAAACCGCGGAAGAAGGGUGAUCCUAGCCCGUUUGCCAUGUGGGUUGUGGGAGGCCCAAACAGAUUCGGAAACAAGGCUUUAAAAGCGGGAAAAAAGCCUAAAGCAGCCCAGCAUGCCGCACUGGCCCGUGUUGUUUAA